Tarenaya hassleriana is the source of this 1440-nucleotide messenger RNA. Its product is annotated as alpha-galactosidase 2. NCBI's taxonomy places the organism in Eukaryota, Viridiplantae, Streptophyta, Magnoliopsida, Brassicales, Cleomaceae. The transcript has 15 exons. Gene Ontology annotation, biological process: carbohydrate metabolic process. The record is from RefSeq and is a predicted model, not a curated record. Gene Ontology annotation, molecular function: hydrolase activity, hydrolyzing O-glycosyl compounds. Bases 94 to 1296 code for a protein of 400 amino acids.
UCACCUUUGAGCCUCUCUCUCUCUCUCUCUCUCUCUCUCUCUCUCUCUCUCUCUCUCUCUCUAUCUCUCUCAAGCAACGAUUGGAUUGAAGCAAUGGUUCAGCGUGUCUUUGUGUUACUUCUUCACCUGCUGACGCUGGUCGUGAUCGCAAACGCAGGAGUUCACGAGACGCAAACGCAGGGCGGGAGGAGAACGCUGUUGAGCAACGGGCUUGGCCUCACUCCCCAAAUGGGAUGGAACAGUUGGAAUCAUUUCCAGUGUAACAUCAACGAGACGCUCAUCAAACAGACCGCGGAUGCAAUGGUGGUAAGCGGGCUUGCUGCGUUAGGGUACAAGUACAUCAACAUAGAUGAUUGCUGGGGUGAAUUCAACAGGGACUCUCAGGGGAAUUUGGUUGCCAAAGCAUCAACCUUUCCUUCAGGAAUAAAGGGUUUAGCAGAUUAUGUUCAUAGCAAAGGGCUUAAGCUCGGGAUCUACUCUGAUGCUGGGACUACUACUUGUAGCACAACCAUGCCGGGUUCACUCGACCACGAAGAACAAGAUGCAAAGACUUUUGCCUCAUGGGGUGUUGAUUAUUUGAAAUACGACAACUGCGCGAACACGGGUCUUAAUCCGAGAGAAAGGUACAUGAAGAUGGGCAGAGCUCUGCUAAAUUCCGGCAGAUCCAUCUUCUUCUCUUUGUGUGAAUGGGGACAAGAUGAUCCAGCGACAUGGGCAGGAGGUGUAGGGAAUAGUUGGAGGACAACAGGAGACAUCCAAGAUAAAUGGGAGAGCAUGACACUCAUAGCCGAUCAGAACGAUAGAUGGGCAUCUUACGCGAAACCUGGAUCAUGGAACGAUCCAGACAUGCUGGAAGUGGGAAAUGGAGGAAUGACAACUGAAGAAUACAGGUCCCAUUUCAGCAUCUGGGCAUUGGCAAAAGCUCCGCUGUUGAUUGGAUGCGAUAUCAGAUCGAUGGACAAACUCACCUUCAAAUUGCUUAGCAAUAAGGAGGUGAUAGCAGUGAAUCAAGACAAACUUGGUGUCCAGGGGAAAAAGGUCAAGAAAGAGGGUGAUCUUGAGGUAUGGGCAGGACCUCUUACCAAGAAAAGAGUCGCGAUCGUCCUGUGGAACAGAGGAGAAUCACAGGCUAACAUCACGGCUCGCUGGACCGACAUUGGCCUCGGCUCAUCAACCGUCGUCGAUGUUCGUGACUUGUGGGAGCAUUCAACUAAGUCAGCAGUUAAGUACCAAAUCUCUGCUCUAGUGGAGCCUCAUGCUUGCAAAAUGUACACUCUUACGAGGCGCAAAGCAUAGGAUGCCAGAAAAGGACCACACAGAUAUCUCUAUUCCGCACUAAAUACCGCAGCUAAUCAAGCAAGGAAACUAUACCCUAUCAAACUAUUGAGUUGUAAUAAUGUUUCUAAGUUAUUUAAGGUUUUCCUUCCUAUGUUGGAUCUA